Messenger RNA from Drosophila grimshawi, 688 nucleotides. RefSeq names its product inosine triphosphate pyrophosphatase. The record is from RefSeq and is a predicted model, not a curated record. Lineage: Eukaryota; Metazoa; Arthropoda; Insecta; Diptera; Drosophilidae. The transcript is spliced from 2 exons. Gene Ontology annotation, cellular component: cytoplasm. Gene Ontology annotation, molecular function: nucleoside triphosphate diphosphatase activity. Gene Ontology annotation, biological process: nucleoside triphosphate catabolic process. Bases 83 to 646 code for a protein of 187 amino acids.
AAACGAGCCCGCAUUUUUUCUAUUGCAUCUGUGUUUGUUUGUUGAAGACAAUUGCUUAAAUUGAUGAGCACAAAAGCGCAGAAUGUCGAAACCAAUUACUUUUGUUACGGGCAAUGCCAAGAAGCUGGAGGAACUGAUUGCCAUACUGGGACCCAAUUUCCCCCGCCAGGUCAUUUCGAAGCAAGUGGAUUUGCCCGAGUGGCAGGGCGAUAUUGAGGAGAUUGCGGUGAAGAAGUGCAAGGAGGCAGCGCAACAGGUGAAUGGACCCGUACUGAUCGAGGACACCAGUCUGUGCUUCAAUGCGCUGCAGGGUCUGCCCGGUCCGUAUAUUAAGUGGUUCCUGGACAAACUUCAGCCAGAGGGACUGCAUCGUUUGCUCAGCGGCUGGGACGAUAAAUCGGCGCGUGCGAUUUGCACCUUUGCCUACUGUGAGAGCAGCACGUCGGAGCCACAAAUCUUUCAGGGCAUCACAGAGGGCUCCAUUGUGGAGCCACGUGGUCCACGCGACUUUGGAUGGGAUCCGGUGUUUCAGCCCAAGGGCUACGAUCAAACCUAUGCGGAGCUGCCCAAAUCGGAGAAGAAUAAAAUCUCGCAUCGCUUCCGCGCAUUGGAUCUGCUGCAGCAGCACUUUAAGGGCGAUAGUUAAACUGAGAGAGACUCCUAUUAAAAUUCGCUAUAAAUAAGUUUA